AUGUCAACGACCAAGAAUAUUGCGUGUAGCAUACCCUCCCCUUGUCCACCACAUCAUCCCUACAGCCCCCACAUCCAACUUGGAAAAGAGUCAUCGGGCUUCCUCCUAUUGCUUCUCAGGCAAAUGCCCCAUUCCACGCCCCCAUUGAGCGCAUUCUGA
Chondrus crispus (carragheen) is the source of this 159-nucleotide messenger RNA. RefSeq lists its product as hypothetical. The record is from RefSeq and is a predicted model, not a curated record. Lineage: Eukaryota; Rhodophyta; Florideophyceae; Gigartinales; Gigartinaceae. Bases 1 to 159 code for a protein of 52 amino acids. The transcript has a single exon.